CUUGGAGCUGUGGUUCGGCAUGGCAUGUCGCUUUGAACUUUGGCUCAGAAGGUCUUGUUCAUCAGCGCAGAAGCAGAAGAAUGGGAUACGUGAUCGUCUUCGGCACGCCCACGGGCCUGGUGCUUGCCGCACUCAUGGCCAUUCAGCCGCACGAUGGGUUCGGGGCUUGGAGCCCAUGGCUCUUUUGGUUCUCCUUCAUUCACGUCGUGGUGCCAGUCCUGGGCUUCUUGAGCUUUGUGGAGCUCUUUUCAUUGUAUUUCAGAAAUGGGUGGAUUUCGGCAGAAAUCGUAUUGCCAGUUUCCGUGAUCUACGGCAUUGUCAUCAUUCUCAUCACGGUGCUCUUCGGAUUCCAAGCGCCGUUGUUUGGCGCGCUGAUGGGAUUUGUUUGGUUUGCGGUCUCUGUUGAGGAAUCGCGGAACCCGGGCGCCCCCCUGUGCCCCUCUCUGUGCCCCUCUCUGUGCAUCCUCCUGGCAGGAGUCAUAAUGGUGGCUUGCACCAUAUGGUCCCCCCAGGGCCAAUGCACCUUUUGUGCCCCAGAGUUUUGGGAGAUCGGUGGGGUGUGUGGCAGCGUACUUCGGUGGGACUGGAUCGCAACUCCCCAAGAAGAUAUCUCAGUCUGCGCCCCAUGCAUGCACUUCGACCUUGCCAACAAUACCUCCACCUGCUCCUGCCACAGGGGCACAGCCCAGGUUUUUUGCCCAGGCCCUGGCAUUGAAUCCUGCAUGUCAUGCGACACAGGAUUCCACUUGGUGCACGACCAAUGCGUCCCCGCACAAUGUGCCGAAGAGCUGCAAGGUCUUCGCCCAUCGUUGCCCCCAAAUCCGCCCCGCCCCCCCCCCCCCCCCCACCCUGUGCCCAGCAACACGCCUUCAACGGCACCUGUGCAGUCUCAACCCAGUGCGCCCCAUUUCUGCCCAACAGCCUGCAAGGCAUCGCAGUUGCCAAGGGCAAUCCGCCCUUUGAGCUUGGGGUGCCAGAGAUGCCCAUCCUCAUUCUGUGCGGAACAAUAAUUGCCGUUCCAAUCGUCUACAGCAUGGCCACCCGUACGUACUUCAUGCUUGCGGUGGAGAUUGCCGUGAGUGCAGGCGACUUUGCAUCUGACCUGUUGAACUCCUUCGAAAACGAUUACUUCAACAUGUACAUGUGCGUGGCGUCGUUCGCAAUUACCUUUGGAGCGGGCGUAAUUACCAUCUUCGUGCACUAUGGUGGGGGACUUGUGUUCACUCUCGUGACCACAUUCAACAAGGUCGCGUGGAUCACCUAUGACCGACUGCGUGAUCAUGGAGUACAUCAAGUUUUUGAAGUGCAUCACUCCGCUGACAAGUUUUUGGUGAACAUCUUCGCCACAGCUUUGAUGGGCUUGGCGACGCCGCUCCUCUUCUUCAUCGCGGGGCCGACCAUUGCUGGCCUCCAGAUAUGCAGCGUUUUUUGCUUGGGCGCGAUUCUGCACAGCUUGCGGCUUCUACUUGUGCGCGAGGUUCAAGAGGCCUACGGCGGCCUGCUGGGUGUAUCGACGGAAAAGACGUCCACCAAGAAGGAGGAGCCUGUGAACCCCGCCUCAUACCACCAAAUCAUUGUCUUGGAGCUGCUCACUGAGGCUGUUAGAAGGGUGUUGCUUUGUUCGCCGCUGACGCUGGACGCGCGGAGGCUUUGCCGAGCACUGCGUUGACGCUUCUGAACUACGUUCUGAUGCGUCGGAGCUUCAUGGUGGAACAGCUUUCGCCUGUGGCCAUGGGUUCACUGGCCUUCUCUGGGUACUUGCUGUUCCGAGCAGGCUACAAGUAUUGCUUUCAUCUCAUCUAUUUGGGCAACGCCUUGAAGGACAUCCCGUUGCCUUACAAGCCGGCAGUUGAGAGCUACGUGGAGCUCACGGCGAACGAGGCCAUGGCCGCAGGCGAGGCCGCCGUAGGUGUCUCCACGGCCGCCGUUGCUCUUGUUGCCACCGCUCCUUAGGGGAGCCCCUUCAGCUUGGGAAUGCGUCAAGGCCUAAAAUGGCCAGCUGACGGCAUACAUCAUUUCCAGGCAUACAUUGUGUCCCGCAGACACUCCUUUCUUCAGUUGUUGGAUUUUUGCUGAGAUGCUUGCCGAACAUGGAACUGG
Molecule: messenger RNA, 2100 nt
Organism: Effrenium voratum
Lineage: Eukaryota; Dinophyceae; Suessiales; Symbiodiniaceae
Source: the annotation of a GenBank genome assembly